AUGCAUACCAUUACCCUUCUGCCCUUCGCCCUCGCCGCCUUCGUCGCAGCUAAACAGCACCACACAUCAUCCUCAUCUCAUAGGUCUUUGGGAGGGACUCAUCCGUCUUCGCAUGUUACGGCGGUAAAGCCAACUCUGAAGCCGACUUCGAUCCAGUAUGACCCCCUGACGGCUCACGCGUUAGGUGGCGAAGGUCUCCUCGAGCGAGACGGCCUUGAUAGCGAGGACAAACGAUCGGCCUCCUCUGACGCCAUUCGGGCGUGGGAGAAGGCUCAUGGCGGACAGCCCGUAAACUAUCAGGCCAUCCCUAGUGCUGGAACACCAGAUGUACAAGGACAUUACUUCGAGCCUAGAGCGGCAGAUAACGAGGGCCAUAUCGCUGACAAGUCCCGCGAGGAGCUUGACAAGUACUAUGCCAACCUCGCCGCACGCUGGGCUUCAAGUCCUCCCACUCCUUCUGCCGUCUCGCCAACGACUACUGCUAGUCGCUCCCAUACCAGGGCUCACACCCAUACUGGCACGCACACCCGCCCAUCAACUGGCAGCUGGACUCACAAACCAUCCGUUACUCACACCCAUAGUCCCAUCUCCGGUGAUCCAUGGCAAGCAGGGCCCCACAACCACGGCCCGCACGAACACCACUCCCGCUCAGCAAAAGAACUCAAUGCCGAACUCCUGCACCAAGCAAUGCCACACGACCCGCAUAUCGAGCACCUGCACAAGCGCUCUCUGAACGAAUACUACACUUACCUCUCCGCGCGCUCUAUUCCAGAGUUCCCAGAGCACGAUGAAGUGGACACUUCGCUGGCCGGGUAUCCCGUCCCAAACGAUAACGCCGAUGGUGCGCAUGAGCAUUACGCUCGUUCAGCACAAGAACUGAACGCCGACCUCCUCAGCCAGUCGAUUCCGCCCCACCCUCAUCUCGACCACCCGGAUAACCCUUCGCUGGAAGAAUACUACGCGUACCUGAGCACUCACUCCGUUCCGGACUUUCCAGAACACGACGAGAUAGAUACUUCAUUGGCUGGCUACCACGUCCCAUAUGACCAUGUCAUUCCCGUCCCCGCCGCCGCCGCACCAAUUAUCACACCAGCACCGGUCUUGAAAGUCAGAGGUCUCAAAUCGUAUUGGGAGACCUUGAAGAGUGAUGAACAACAUGCAGGCUAA
This is a messenger RNA of Recurvomyces mirabilis, 1167 nucleotides long. RefSeq lists its product as uncharacterized. The record is from RefSeq and is a predicted model, not a curated record. NCBI's taxonomy places the organism in Eukaryota, Fungi, Ascomycota, Dothideomycetes, Mycosphaerellales, Teratosphaeriaceae. Bases 1 to 1167 code for a protein of 388 amino acids. The transcript has 2 exons.